AUGGGGAAAAAGGCGUUCGCUACUAAGAUUAAACCACCUUCGUCUCGCCGUGAAGAAAACCCUGGAACGCAACCAUCGCCGAACCCUCAACCUUCAGCACCAACUCAGCAAGCCCCACCGAUGAUAUCUCUAGACGCAAUGGCGGAGUUUCUCCGUUUACAAGACCCCACUAGGAACUGGGCGGCGGAGUUGGCAAAUUUCAGCCAAAUCAGAGGGCAGGGGAAUAUAACCGCACCCAGUGAAAUUCCACCUGCACCGGUCAGUCACGCAGAGGAACAAUCAGAGGAGGGAUCUUCAUCGGCGACCGCACCGUCGGAGACCUCGGUGCCAUAUUCGGCGGAGCUCGACGCUGUCGCCGCCUAUUACGACUCCGACCCUGAGGAGCGUAAGAAAAGGACCAGCCAAGAAGAGACAACCCAUGAAGGGAGUGGCGAAACGGAGAGAACACCUACUAUGGAGACCGUCCGUCAAGAAAGGGUUAGGAAAGAAAUAGAUCUGAACGAAUCGGCACAGAAGCGCAGCCUUAUGACCGAUACGGAGUUUGAGUCAAUCGUGGAAGAGGUAAACCGCAGAGAAGAUACUGCUUUGAUGGCUGAGGGUCUAGACCUCGCAUCAAGGUCAGUAGGAGGGGUUGAGAAAGCCGUUACAGGAACCACACCGGAAGGUCAUACUUCCCAGUCAGUAGAAGGGAAGGAGGAAGUACACGAAGAAGAGAAAGAGCCGGAGCCAGUAGAUCCCUGA
Messenger RNA from Salvia splendens (bonfire salvia), 741 nucleotides. RefSeq lists its product as uncharacterized. The transcript has a single exon. NCBI's taxonomy places the organism in Eukaryota, Viridiplantae, Streptophyta, Magnoliopsida, Lamiales, Lamiaceae. Bases 1 to 741 code for a protein of 246 amino acids. The record is from RefSeq and is a predicted model, not a curated record.